GCAACGCGACCAAUCACGAGAGUCGAGCGUGCGCACAAACGCGCGAUAAUGCGUCAGUCGCAUCGCACCCCGCUGUGGAGGUGGCGCGUUUUUUUCGUCGCAAUCGUAACUACGCCUUUAUAUCGACGAUUGAAGUGAUUUGUCAAAAUGUCAGUCUUUAAUCCAGUUCAAUUGAUAGAUGAAAUAAAAAAGCGACCGGGUUUGUACAAAGCUGAUCAUCCUACAGACCGCGAGGAAAAAUUGGCGUUAUGGAAAGAAAUAGGAUCGGUAAUUUACCAAGGUUGGGAAGAUUUCAACAAGGCGACAGCUUAUGACAGAGUUCUACAGUUGCAAAGGAAAUGGCGGUCGUUACGGGACGCUUACAACCGAGAGCUGCGCGCACGCCGCUCGGGUAUCAGGAUCAACAGGCGAGUGUAUCGCUACUUCAAGAGGAUGAGCUUCCUCGGAGGCUUCGAGGGCAGUUUGAGUGCAGACGAGGAACUGGAUGAAGAUAUAAUGCUGGAGGCACAGAUACCAGAAGAGGCAUUGAAUAUUGAAACGGUUAAAGUAAAGAAGGUGAAACGGGAGAAAAAGAAGAGAAAACGGGAGUCCAGCGAGGGCAGUCACCAGCCAACUGAGGAGUUGGAGAUGCCCAUGUUUCCCAUGGAAAUAGCUGAAACUGAGACGGACAGUGAUCGACUGUUCCUGCUGUCGUUUCUUCCUGAAAUGAGGCAGCUGCCUAUCAAUAUAAAGAUGUGGGUGAGAGCUCAGAUCGCCAAUGUGAUGCAAGAAGCAGUAUCUUGUCAUUAUAACAACACCACGCCAGGAACAUCGAGUGACAAGAACUUUAUAGAUAUCAAACGACCACGCCACGAUAGUACAGAAUAGGAUAGGUUAUAGAAGCUGCUAAUUAAUUCAUUGGUGCUGUUAAAAAUAGUUUUAGAGGGGAUAAGUACCAUAUUGUUUUUGAUUGUUGUUUAAGUUUCAAUGAUUGAAAGUAUAUUUUUGUUGGCAUUGUUGGUUGCAUAAAAAAGUGUAAUUAUUCUUUGAAACUAAAAAAAAUAAGGAACUUUUUAAUAUUAAAAUUUUAAUCAGAUUACUUUUCAAGCUGUGUAAUAAGUAGUCUCUUAUAGUAUUCGUUUUUCUUGAUUCAUAAAAUAAGAUCAGGCUGUCGACAUAUCUUUAGUAAUAAAAAAAUAUAGCCUAUUGAUAUUUGAACAUUUUAUUAGGAUCAAGGAAUCGGUCAAAAUAAUAGAAUUGUGUCAGACAGCUUUAAUGGUGAUUAUAUUAUUGGCUGUUUUGAUGUAACAACAAUAACUAUUUUGUAUAGAGACACCAUUUUGUUUUGGUUCUAAAUAAAAGUUUGGUAUGACCAUAACUUAGACCGUUUUAGUUAUGUUUGCGUCUUACAUUGGUUAUUCCAUAACAGCCUUGUGCAAAAUAAAAAAAAAUGUAUCAGAAAUAUGGACGGUUUCCAAGUCUGUUGGCGAAAACAGAUAGUUUACGAGUGUUAUGUUUUGUUAUUAGUUACUCUAAUAUAAUCCUACCCUGUUUGGCAUGGUGUCAAUGUUUUUUUUCUGUUGUUUAUUGUUAAGGUGAAUCUUAACAACAAAACUAUUUUUGUUCUUAGUACAUAGUUGCACAGUUCAGUUUUUGUUCUUAAAAAAUGACCAUCUUAGGGUUAUUUUACAAGUUUAUUUUUGUGAAAAGUUACCAACUUCAAAGUUAAGUGGUUUUUGUUCUUGAAGCGGUAGCGAGUAUCAUUUGGUUAAGUUUUAUAGAAAUAGGUAUUUACUAUUAAAACAAUAAAUAAAUAUAACAUUAUUUUUCUAGUCUAGUU
Messenger RNA from Helicoverpa zea (corn earworm), 1819 nucleotides. RefSeq lists its product as uncharacterized. The coding region runs from base 148 to 867 and encodes 239 amino acids. Gene Ontology annotation, biological process: regulation of transcription by RNA polymerase II. Gene Ontology annotation, molecular function: DNA binding. The transcript is spliced from 3 exons. NCBI's taxonomy places the organism in Eukaryota, Metazoa, Arthropoda, Insecta, Lepidoptera, Noctuidae. The record is from RefSeq and is a predicted model, not a curated record. Gene Ontology annotation, cellular component: nucleus; transcription regulator complex.